GCGCGGAGGCUGUCGGGAACAAAACAAACGGCCGUUGGGCUCUCGAGACGGUGACCAACGCGCGAGAGAGAGACAGAGAGAGAGAGAGACAACGAGAGAGAGGCGCGGGGGGAGCGGCGCCAGGCCCGGGCCCGCCCAGUAUUUUUGGUCAAAUUGCACGCAUCAAAGUAUUUGAAUGAAUAUUUCAGGAAAUGUCUCGCCGGGAACAUUGAUUUAACAAUCAGAAGGGUUUAGGUUACCAGAGUAUAACUGAACACGGAACGGGCGAUAAAUAAUGGGUGUGCGAACAUUUACACACAAUUCUCCAGUCCAUGGCCAAGAGCUGCUGGGGAAAUUAAACAAACUCCGCAAUGAAGGACAGUUCUGCGAUGUGACUAUUCGGGUCCAGGACAAGCUCUUUAGGGCCCACAAAGUGGUUCUUGCUGCAUGUAGCGAGUUCUUCAGGGCGAAACUUAUCACGCAAUCAGAUGGAGAGGAAUGUAUUUUGGAUUUGAAUCAUGUUACCGUGAGUGGGUUUUCACCACUGUUGGAGUAUGCAUACACCGCUACUCUUGCGAUCAAUACCGAGAAUAUUAUUGAUGUUUUGGCAGCUGCAAGCUACAUGCAGAUGUUCCAUGUCGCAAAUACUUGUUCAGAGUUCAUGAAAUCAAGUAUCCUGUGGAACACAAACAGUAGUCAGCCAGGACCAGUCCCCUCACUUCCUCAAGAGACCAGUGGAGCCUGCAUCAUUCAAUCCCACGAUGAUAGUCUAUCUCCAGUAUCAUCAGACUGUAGUUCUGUGGAAAAAAGCAAGCCCAGAGAAUCGCGCAGGAAACGAAAGAACUUCAUCAUGGUUUCCCCUGAGAGUCCCACUGAAUCUGCAGUACAGCCUAAUUCAUCACAAGCCGUAAAUCCCUCUGUAACCUUUUCAGAUACCAGGACCCAGCAACCUGUAGACUCCUCUUUGUCGUUUCAAUGGACCUAUCCUUUGGGUGCUGAUCGCCGGACCCAAACAGACAAAUCUAAACAGACGGAAAGUGUUAGGGCCUUAGAGCAGACUGCAAGCACAGAGGUGACUGGAAGAGUGCCUGAUUACACUAAUUGCGAGAGUACAAAAACAUCGUCCCCAAUGAUGGAAGAUGACGUGCGGAUCAAAGUUGAAAGGUUAAGUGAUGAUGAAGGUCACGAGGAGGUUUCACAACCUGUCAGUGCUUCCCAGAGUUCCCUUAGCGACCACCAAACUGUACCAGGGAGUGAACAGGCUCAGGAAGAUCUACUGAUCAGUCCCCAGUCGUCCUCCAUUGGAUCAAUCGAUGAAGGGGUUACAGAGGGGCUACCAACGCUCCAAGGCACUUCUGGUGCCAACACUCACCCUGAUGAUGACGAUAGAUUGGAGAGUGGGCAGUACUCGUACCAGCUGUACAUCAACCCGUCGACUAGUGGCACAGAAAGACCAAGUCCAAACGGUCCGGACAAACCUUUCCAGUGUCCCACGUGUGGUGCCCGCUUCACUCGCAUUCAGAACCUCAAACAGCAUAUGCUGAUUCACUCAGGUAUAAAACCCUUUCAGUGCGACCGGUGUGGGAAAAAGUUCACCAGAGCAUACUCUUUAAAGAUGCAUCGUCUCAAGCACGAAGGCAAGCGCUGUUUCCGAUGCCAGAUAUGCAGUGCGACGUUCACUUCAUUUGGAGAAUACAAACACCACAUGCGCGUUUCAAGGCAUAUUAUCCGAAAGCCUCGGAUCUACGAGUGUAAAACGUGCGGUGCCAUGUUUACUAACUCUGGAAAUUUAAUCGUCCACCUGAGGAGCCUGAACCAUGAAGCAUCUGAGUUAGCAUCCUACUUCCAGAGCAGUGACUUCAUUGUUCCAGACUAUCUUAAACAGGAGCAAGAAGAAGCCCUUGCCCAGUAUGAGCUAGGAGACAACGGUUUUGAGAACAACUCAUCUGUGCAAAUGCCUGUUAUUUCACAGGUGUCCUCCACACAGAACUGUGACAGUGCAUUCCCCCUCGGUCAUUUGGCUGGGCUUAUCAACAAAGAUGAGGAAAUAACGGAGGAACAGAAGACAAAUAACUCUGAGGUCAAUGGAAUCCUUGGUAUCAGGGAGGAGCUGCAUAAGAGAGCAUCUCCAGAAGAAGGACCCAAUGUCCUUUACAAUUAAAUUGGGUUUGGCUGUUUACCUCCAGUUCUUUUGGAGAAAGUGCCUGGACUUGGGUCAAAUGAUUCUUGGACCUUUUCUGAACCUUUUAUUUAAAAUAGGUCAACGAUGCACAAGUUACGUUAUUUACUCCUCAAAGCGAGUGCACACGUUAAAAAGCCUUCACUUCAAGGUACAAGCACAUCAAGCCACAUUUUGCAUAAUUCACUCUGAAGUCAGGCAGACCCUGGAAGAAACUGGUACAGCUUUUAAAUAAUGCAUAGCAAACAAUCUGCUAUAUUUAAAAAAAAAUAGCCUAUACUUUUAUAUAUCCUGAUGACAUUAUUUGCUCUGUCAUGUUGACAUCUGUGGAUACAAUUUGGGAUUAAUGUUGAAAUGCUGCAUUGGUGGUCAAAAGAACAAUCAUCUCGACUUUUUCUGCAUCAAGUCACUCUUGGAAACAUAUCGGAUGUUUAAAUAGCACAUACAUGCUAACUGCCUGGAAUCGUUUUAUGAAAUAUGUUCAGUCUUUUAAUACAAUAAAAUAAUGUUCACACGGUAUCUCACAUUUCAGAAUGUCCACCAGAAGAACAGCAUUUUUUUAAUAGCUUAAAUUACAUUUGUACAAUAAUGGAAUUUUUUUUAUCAAUAACAGUGCUCUGGAUACCUACUGUUACGUACUGCUUAGUAGUUUCUUUUCACCACUCCAAAUAGUGCCAUAUUUACUUAUAAUCAACUGAUUGAUUAUUGGUCAAUCUUCUUAAAGUACCACCAAGAAAUUGGAGGGGGGAGCAGUUUCAUGAGCCCCCUAGAUGUACCUUUGAGGAAGGUUUUGGCUCAUUUGACCAUUAUAUUCUAAACGUUCAUUUGACCAUUAUAUUCCUGGCUGAGAAGAUGAAAGUUCCGAUUACAUUUUAUUUCUGUGUUUUUAAAAGAGAAACCAAAUAUGUCAAUUAGUUGUUGGUUUUAAGACUGAUAUCAUUAAGUUCCUGGCCAAGUGAGCAAUCUUGAAAUACAUGUUCAGGAGUUGAUUCGGGAGCCAUUCAAUUUGAUGCUUUUUCUCUGAUGGCCUAUUUUACCUCUACAGAAUGGUUUGCAACUGGAAACAUUCAAAAACAUUUUCCAUUAUGUACUUUACUGUUGAUCUGAAACAAAGGCGAAUGCAUAUUCCCUACAAAGAUAUGUCUAGCUACCUUUAUAGUCUGUUGUAACUUGUGGAUGUACGUUAACAUUGACACCACAGUUGGUGGCACGUUAGUGAAGAGUAUUUUCAGGGAGCUUGUUUGCCUUGGCUGUUGUUGAAUUGGUGGUUUAUUGCAGACUUUUCUAAGACAAAGUUUUUUUUGUGCUAACUAAUGACUGGUUUUAAGCGUAAAUGUUCAAACAUAGAUUUCUACAGCUGGUAAGAUUUUUUUUAUAAUCGUAAUCUACACAUUUGCUGUUUUGUGAAGUGUCCACCUAUUAAAGGUGUUAAUUAUAAGUGUUGAUCCUUUUGUUAAUAUGUUCGUAGGAUCAAGUGAUAUUUUGACAAUCUGAAAGCAUGCUGUGGUUGAUUAAGGCAUGUGUGGAGUUUAUUUUAUUUUAAUUUUAGUAGUCCUGGUAUUUUAAAACAUGAAAAUAUUUAGAAAAUAGUAGUCCUACAGAUAAGGCUCAAAUACAUCAAUGCAAUUGGCUGUAUUCAAUUUAAUGUAGUUCUUUUGUAAAUUAACCUUAGCAGCAAUGCAGAAAGAUUUCUGCUUCUAGGUACAUACAUAGAACUCUUUGAAAGGUGGCAUAGCUGGAAAAGCCUCUACUGCAAUGUUCAUUUUGUAGAUAAUGAAGCCUGGAUAAAUUUAUCACUGAUCCAUGAAAUAUAAUACCAAUGUUUCAGCUUCUUUAUAUAACAGACAACCUGAUAGUCCAACUAUUUCUCAGUAUACUUUUGCCCCAUCUCCUUUUAUCACCCCUCUUCCACGGGAACAUUUGGUUCCUCAAGAUAGUUUUAUUUUAUGUAAGAACGAAACAUGUUGAAGCUUUUUUCAAUUUAAUUCCAACUAGUAGUUUGCUUCCCUCUGGUCUCAUUUUGAUCUGUUUACUAAGCAAAUAGAAAUAAAAGAAACAUGGCUCAAAGUACACUAUUUUUAAAAUAUGUGCACGUUUGAAGUAGUUAUCAUACUGCAGUGAUUACCCAUUAUAAAAUCUUAUUAAGAUCAAUGCAGUAAUGUCACUAAGAGCCUAAUUUUCUUUUAAAAAUACUACUUAAUAUGAAUGCCUUCCCAUCUGUAUCCUGAUUUUAAAUGCUUUUCAUUGCCAGCAAUCAAGACUCUUUUCUGGUGCGAGAUGAAAUAUACUUCCUGAUAUUGCAAGAGUAAGGUUUUGCCAACCAUAAUCAAAUCAGUCCACUUUUGUACAUUGUACAAAAGGUAAAUCCUUUCCCAGUUGUGAAACUCUCAUCCAUUGUAUCUAAGCAGGAAAAUUCCAACAACCAGAAGUGGUUUAACAUUGCGGAGCUUGUUGCAUUUAUUAACAAGAGUUCUAGUUUGCUCUUAUUAAAAGGUUCCAAUUCCAGUAAAGGGCAUUUUGAUGGUGAAAAUCUACAAGCAACAAUCAAUGGUUAAAUGUACUCUUUAAUUCAUACCUAAAAGAUGAUAGAUACGGUUGGUGAUAGCAGUGAUUGUCCAGUUUGUUUACAUCGGAAUCGUUAAAAAGUAGUUAAUUUGCACUAUAUCCUAAAUGUGCAUCUUUUGAAUGGUUUGCAUUUAUGUACUUUGCAUUCGAAUAAAGCCCAGCACUUUUUGGUGAUCCUAAACUUUCAUAUUCCCAUAACUGCCAUUAAAACUAUUUCAAGGACAUUAUCACAGCUGAGCCUACAGUGGUCACUGUUGUGGUCACCUAUUGUAUAUAGUGUACAUGGAUUGAUAACUUUGCAAUAUUGCUAACCAUUUUAAGCAAAAGGUUGCAGGUAGAAUUUUUGAUAGUGUGAUUGCCAGCAAAUUGGAGUUUUUCUUUUGGUUUUACGAUCCUGUUUUCACCAGCGUUUCCCGUGUACACGAUAGAUUGCAAACGUUAAGCAAGUCGUGGGGAUAAAAUGUUUUUUUUAACAUAUAUUGUAACAGAUCCCAAUUUAAUACGUGUUUGAAUUCUAAAUGUAAAAGACAUUCUAUCCUGGCUAUAGUUUACUAUAUUGAUGCUGUUACGGGUGUGUGUGUGUGUGUGUGUUUAUAUAUAUUUAAAUAUAUAUAUAUAUAA
Molecule: messenger RNA, 5344 nt
Organism: Callorhinchus milii (elephant shark)
Lineage: Eukaryota; Metazoa; Chordata; Chondrichthyes; Chimaeriformes; Callorhinchidae
Gene: zbtb44
Product: zinc finger and BTB domain containing 44
Exons: 7
Coding region: 275-2140 (621 amino acids)
Biological process (GO): positive regulation of gene expression; regulation of transcription by RNA polymerase II
Molecular function (GO): DNA-binding transcription factor activity, RNA polymerase II-specific; protein binding; RNA polymerase II cis-regulatory region sequence-specific DNA binding
Source: RefSeq, a predicted model, not a curated record